AUACCAUACCAUACCAUGGCGAAUUACCCCAUCGUGACACUGGCUGACGGCAAUAAGAUUCCGGCGCUCGGCCUUGGAACCUGGAAGUUGGCUCCCUCCCAAGUCGAUGAGGCCGUGAAGGAGGCUAUCCGCAUCGGCUACCGGCACAUUGACUGCGCGCUCGCCUAUCACAAUGAGCCGGAAGUGGGACGGGCCAUUGCGGACGCCAUCAAGGAAGGCCUUAUCACCAGGGAAGAGCUCUUCAUCACCAGCAAGUGCUGGAACUCCUUUCAUAGUAAACAAAAAGUUGUGGAGUGCUGCAAGAUGAGUUUGCGGGCGCUAGGAGUUGAUUAUCUCGACCUCUACUUGAUUCACUGGCCUUACGCGUACAAGGAGGGUGGCGACCUGUUCCCAAAAGACCAAAAUGGCGACAUCCAGCUGGCCGACAUUGAUUACCUGGAGACCUGGGAGGGCAUGGAAGAAUGCAAGAGGAACGGCUUGGUGCGCUCCAUCGGCGUGUCCAACUUCAACUCGGAACAAAUAACUCGCCUCGUCAAGUCGUGCCAGAUAAAGCCAGUGAUUAACCAGGUCGAGUGCCAUCCUUACCUGCCGCAGAAGAAGCUCAUUGCCCUGUGUGCAGACUUUCAAAUCAAAACUACUGCGUACAGCCCGCUGGGUUCACCUGACCGGCCUUGGGCACCCAAAGGGGAGAAGACUUUGAUGGAAGACGAGACGGUGAAGGCGAUCGCCAAAAAGCAUGGCGUUACGGCGGCUCAGGUGCUUAUCCGCUAUCCAAUCGAACGCGGUCUCAUCAGCAUCCCAAAAAGUUCAAACAAGGGAAGAAUCGCGGAGAACUUCAAGGUUUUAAACUUUUCGCUUGACCCUGCUGACGUGGAAGUUUUGAAUGGUCUUGACAAGAACUUCAGGGGGGGCAUAAUGGUCGCGGAUGUAAGCAGCAAGUAUAGAAGCAGAGGUGAAAGAAGCCGGACCAUGGCGAAUUGCCCCAUCGUGACGUUGGCUGACGGCAAUAAGAUUCCGGCGCUCGGCCUUGGAACCUGGAAGUCGGCUCCCUCCCAAGUCUAUGAGGCCGUGAAGGAGGCUAUCCGCAUCGGCUACCGGCACAUUGACUGCGCGCUCGUCUACCUCAAUGAGCCGGAAGUGGGACGGGCCAUUGCGCACGCCAUCAAGGAAGGCCUUAUCACCAGGGAAGAGCUCUUCAUCACCAGCAAGUGCUGGAACUCGUUUCAUAGUAAACAAAAAGUUGUGGAGUGCUGCAACAGGAGUUUGCAGGCGCUAGGAGUUGAUUAUAUCGACCUCUACUUGAUUCACUGGCCUCAAGCGUACAAGGAGGGUGGAGACCUGUUCCCAAAAGACCAAAAUGGCGACAUCCAGCUGGCCGACAUUGAUUACCUGGAGACCUGGGAGGGCAUGGAAGAAUGCAAGAGGAACGGCUUGGUGCGCUCCAUCGGCGUGUCCAACUUCAACUCGGAACAAAUAACUCGCCUCGUCAAGUCGUGCCAGAUAAAGCCAGUGAUUAACCAGUCGCGGACAUCGCAAUGUUGCUCACUAGCUCUCACGUGUUUUCUCACGGCGCAGGUCGAGUGUCAUCCUUACCUGCCGCAGAAGAAGCUCAUUGCCCUGUGUGCAGACUUUCAAAUCAAAACUACUGCGUACAGCCCGCUGGGUUCCCCUGACCGGCCUUGGGCACCCAAGGGGGAGAAGACUUUGAUGGAAGACGAGACGGUGAAGGCGAUCGCCAAAAAGCAUGGCGUUACGGCGGCUCAGGUGCUUAUCCGAUAUCCAAUCGAACGCGGUCUCAUCAGCAUCCCAAAGAGUACAAACAAGGGAAGGAUCGCGGAGAACUUCAAGGUUUUAAACUUUUCGCUUGACCCUGCUGACGUGGAAGCUUUGAACGGUCUUGACAGGAAUUUCAGGGUGUGCGUACUGGACGCGGAUGUAAGCAGCAAGUACUACCCCUUCAACAUCCCCUACUAGAGCCAGGCAGCGCCGGGCUACAUUAAAGUUACAUUAAAUUUUAAAUUUUCACUUUCA
Molecule: messenger RNA, 2031 nt
Organism: Dermacentor andersoni
Lineage: Eukaryota; Metazoa; Arthropoda; Arachnida; Ixodida; Ixodidae
Product: aldo-keto reductase family 1 member B1-like
Molecular function (GO): oxidoreductase activity
Source: RefSeq, a predicted model, not a curated record